Molecule: messenger RNA, 2082 nt
Organism: Rhinocladiella mackenziei CBS 650.93
Lineage: Eukaryota; Fungi; Ascomycota; Eurotiomycetes; Chaetothyriales; Herpotrichiellaceae
Exons: 2
Coding region: 1-2082 (693 amino acids)
Biological process (GO): spindle pole body localization; nuclear pore organization
Cellular component (GO): nuclear pore transmembrane ring; spindle pole body
Molecular function (GO): spindle pole body-nuclear membrane anchor activity
Source: RefSeq, a predicted model, not a curated record
AUGGCGAUUCCCGCUUCUACUCCGCUUGCAAGCCUUCCACCGCGACCUUACAGAAGAUUCUUGACUUCCGCUCUACACACAAGAUUUGUGCAUGCAGCACUGAUAUCCCUCCUUGUCGCUCUUAACAAUGCGUUUUGGAUCGGUUCGAAAAGAGACCUCUUCUGGUCUUGGUUUCCCUUCGGUCCUGCUGGCAUCAAAGCUUUGCUUUUCUUCAUGUCAAGCCUCUUCAUUUUCAUCCUGCAGAUCGCGACUCUUCGAAUUGGCCGACAGACCACGACUUCUCCUUUCGCUACUUUCAUCGCCAAUUUCCUCAGCUCAACCGCUCUCCAGACGGCCUUCUGGUACUUGGUAUCCGCGUGGUGGUUUACCGAAGCAUAUAUUUGGUCAUCCCCUGAUCUCGGAUGGAUCACGAGGGGAAACCACAAAACCCCUGAUGUCCUGAACGAGAAACCGAUCUUCUUCCGACUCUAUGCUUUGGUUCUAGCAUCGGCAUACUCCGCAAUUCACCUGUACCAAGGCCAUUCCUUACUCCAUAUCCCCGUCUCAAGAUUACCAACCAAGCCCUCCACGGACAGCAAGGCACCGGAUACACAUCCUAUAGAACCGAUACAGACACAACUACAACGACGAAUAAUUCCUUCGCUGGCACAGUCUGCCGUGAUUGCAGCCGUGGCUAUUGUCGCCACACCUUUCAUCAAUACCUUGGGCUUGCGACAAUUCUUCUGGCAGCUUCACCUUACACUUGCAAAGCCAUUCUUUAACUUGUCCCGGGCGAAUGCCCGACCCAUCGGGUAUCCACCAUUGGGACUAUUCUACCUUGGCCGAUGUCUUUUGGCAGGAUUUUGGUUGGUCCUCACAUGGGAGCUGACCUCGAUGCUCUUCUUGACUUAUCUCAAGCAGGAACCGAGCAAGACUGGUUUGCCUCUGUCUGCCACCAGCAAAGACCCGAAUGGAACGCUACUGACGGGGUUGAAAGCUAAACGAGAUGUUGUCAAGACUUUUGCUUUCUGGGAACUGGAUCUUAUUGCUCAAAAACACAAGGACCGAAGGAAAGCUAUUUUCGAAGACAUUGAACGACCUACAGGACCAAUCUGGGGUCAAACGUUAGAAGCUGGGCUGAAAGUCUUGCGGGACAUUGACAGCCGCAUAACUGGACCACCGCCAAAAGAGCCGGAUCCUCAACCAAAUCAAACUGUUAAGACUCUACCCCACAUUGUCCCCGAGUUGCCAACACGAUCAAUCCUUCAGGCAAAACCAAAGGCGAGCAUGGGGGAACUACUCGUUUCGAGCCCUUUGCGCCAAAUUGGGAGGAGUAAGAAUCCAUGGCAUCUGUCGGUCGAGCAGACGACAAAAGUAGCCGGGACCAAAUUGCUUGAAUAUGCGAAGCCUCCAGGAGCAGACAAAAUGCCAUCCCAGAGCCUUCUUGGGCAAUGGGCCAUUUCUUUGCAAAAGAGUCCUCUAGGAUGGCUCUUUCUGUCAACAAAAGCGGCGAAAAUCAAUGCGGCAGUACUUGGAUCUCCAAGCGGUAAUGCGGCCAUGAUUGUCGAUGUGAUUGACUCCAUCACUAAAAUGCUUGUUGCCAGUCUCUCAGAGGACACGUAUGGCAAAGCCACUCCGACCGUACCGGAGACUGUCAGGACAUUCACGAAAACGUUGACGAUCAUAGACAGCUUCGUGUUGAAGAACAGCCAAGGGCUUGAUGGUGGCAUUGAAGAGGUUGAGAUCAUCACUGAAAGAUUAAGAUCCGGGUUGAAGGAAUUAUUAUCAGCAUUCCAGCUUUAUUUGCUUGAUGUCGGUCUCGGAAUUGCCGAGCUUAAUCAGGCGAAGAGAGCAGUUGAAAUACCACAGAGUGAGGAAGCCGAAGACAAAGCUGUCGAACCGGCACACCACCGACAACUCUUUUCUAACGACAUCCAAAAAGGAAAGCCUUCCAAACGACAACGCGGAACAGAAUCUCAGGAGACGAGGCCUACCAAUAGAUUAGAAGCCGGCCCAGGGACAUCGGGGACUUCAAGAGGAGCUCUGGCAAGUCAAAUAAAUGGACGAUUAAAUCGGAAAAGAGAAAUGGAACAGAUUAGAUAA